ACUUCUCACUUUCUCUCUCUAAGAAUGAUUUGAUAGUUUUUUUUAGCAAUGCGAGUCAAGGAAAUGCAUCCGCUGUGUUGCAUAUCGUUGGAAAGCUCCGGGAUCGGAGAUCAAUCGCCGAACUCAGCUUCGCUUCGAACAGUCUCAUUCGGAUCUGAUGCGAGUUUUGCAGGCGUUCUUUAUAAAUGGACUAAUUUCGGUAAAGGAUGGAGAUCGAGAUGGUUUUUACUGAGAAAUGGUGUUUUAUCAUAUUCUAAGAUUCUACGGCAAGAGAUUUUAGACAGUGUUCGGAUGAUCGGCGAUGUAUCUUCAUCUAGAUUAUUAUCGCGACUUGAUAACUCCGGUAGUAGAAGGAAUCAUCAGAAAUCUCUUGGCAUUGUUCAUCUCAAGCAGGUGUCUUCAUUUAGAGAGAGUAAAUCAGAUGACAGGAGAUUUUAUAUCUUUACAGCUACCAAGACCUUGCAUCUGAGGACCAAAUCAAAAAAGGAUCGGGCAGUUUGGAUAGAAGCUCUAGUUUCUACUCGAAAUCUGUUUUCCUUGAGAUCUUUAAACGAUGGUUACUCUUCGUUUCUACAGAGGGAUAUAUCGAUAUCAACCGAAAGGCUUAAGAACAGGUUGCUAGAAGAAGGGCUUGACGAAGCUCUUGUUAAUGAUUGCCAACAGAUCAUGCUCUCAGAGUUUUCAGAAAUUAAAGGGCAAUUCAGCAUUCUCUGCGAAGAGCGUUCCAUUUUGUUAGACACAUUAAGGCAGCUAGAGGUAGCUAAUAUUGAAACUGAAGGAUCUGGUGUUCAUGAUAGUGACUACCAAUUAUUAAAGAAUGGAAUCUCCACUUUGAGGAAUGUGAAAUAUAGUGAAUGCAGCACAACCACAUCAUCCGAUGACAUUGACAAGCAAGAGGUUGAAGAAGUUUCAGAUGAAGAAGAGAACUUCUAUUAUGACACAGAAGAAAAUUUUUCUGACCCACCCAUAGAUUUUGGGUCUAUAACUGGAGUUUCAGGUCAAGUUAAUGAAACUAAAGAUUUGGAAAAGUUUGUUAAUGAAAUGCAGACCUUGAGCGCUGAAUCUGAUGCUAAGUAUCCACAAAUUGAGAGGCGAAAGAAGCUUCCUGAUCCGGUUGAGAAAGAAAAAGGCGUUAGCCUUUGGUCUAUGCUCAAAGACAAUGUUGGGAAAGAUCUUACCCGAGUCUGUCUGCCGGUAUACUUUAAUGAGCCAAUCUCAUCUCUUCAGAAAUGUUAUGAGGAUAUGGAAUAUUCUUAUCUGUUGGAUCACGCAAAUAAGCAUGGAAAAGAGGGGAACCGUCUCUUGAGAAUGUUAUAUGUUGCUGCUUUUGCGAUAUCUGGAUAUGCUUCAUCUGAAGGUAGACAUUGCAAACCAUUUAACCCUUUACUGGGAGAGACCUACGAGGCUGAUUAUCCUGAUAAAGGUCUUCGGUUCUUCUCUGAAAAGGUUAGUCAUCAUCCAACACUCAUUGCAUGCCAUUGUGAAGGAAGGGGAUGGAAAUUUUGGGGUGAUAGCAACCUUAAAAGUAAAUUUUGGGGUAGGUCAAUUCAACUUGAUCCAGUUGGAGUUUUGACCUUGGAAUUUGAUGAUGGAGAAAUUUUCCAUUGGAGCAAGGUGACAACAUCGAUUUACAAUCUUAUUCUUGGAAAGUUGUACUGCGAUCAUCAUGGAACCAUGGAAAUUAGUAGUAACCGUCAAUAUUCUUGUAAAAUCAAGUUCAAAGAACAAGCAAUUCUUGAGCGGAACCCUCGCCAGGUUACUGGAUUUGUUGAAGAUGAGAAUGGAAAAAAGGUUGCCACUUUAUUUGGGAAAUGGGACGAUAGCAUGUAUUACGUUAAUGGCGAUAGGAAUGUAAAGGGGAAAGAAUUUUCCGAUGCAAAUUUGUUGUGGAAGAGAGUUCAUCCUCCCCCCAAUCUUACACGAUACAACUUGACAUCGUUUGCAAUUACGUUGAAUGAGAUAACACCAGGAUUGCAGGAAGUGCUGCCUCUCACUGAUUCAAGACUCCGACCUGAUCAACGUCAUUUAGAGAAUGGAGAGUAUGAGAAGGCAAAUGCUGAGAAACUGCGGUUGGAAAUGCGACAAAGGAUGUCAAGAAAGCUUCAAGAGAAUGGAUGGAAACCAAGAUGGUUCCGUAGAGAAUCAGAAGACGCAACCUUCCGAUACAUAGGCGGUUAUUGGGAAGCACGAGAGAAGAGACAAUGGGAUGGAUGUCCUAACAAUAUUUUUGGUGAAUUUGGCGAAGAAGAUCUUCUAUCUUGUUCUCAGCCGUCAUCCUAAAUAAUUAUGAUAAUAAUAACAAUUAUUAUUAUGCCCCUCACCAUUACUCAAAGAGUGUGAUCGCGGUUGAGUUGGAUAUAUAUUCACAAUUCAUUUAGUAGAGACUGACAAGUUCCAAUAAAAGGAGGAUCCCCGAAAAUGAUGUAGAUCCUCAUCCUCCCAUCAGGUUUUCAUGAAACCUUUCCCUUUUUCUUUCAUUAUGUAAUUUUUCCCCUUUAAUCUGUCUCUUUGAGCAUUUAAUUGGGAGGAGGAUACAUAGACAUACUUGUAAGUUAGGUUGGUAGGGAAAUUAUUGAUAGAAGAGAAAAUAGUUCAUUGCCAUAUGAACAUUCUACAUCAUUUUGUGUAUACAACAUUGAUCGUCGUCUUUCAAAUUUGGCGAAAAAUGGUAGUAAAUACUUGACUAUAAUAACUUCUUAUUUGAUUUUUCAUGAAUUCGAA
Molecule: messenger RNA, 2721 nt
Organism: Impatiens glandulifera
Lineage: Eukaryota; Viridiplantae; Streptophyta; Magnoliopsida; Ericales; Balsaminaceae
Product: oxysterol-binding protein-related protein 2A-like
Exons: 11
Coding region: 49-2280 (743 amino acids)
Cellular component (GO): membrane; cytosol; intracellular membrane-bounded organelle
Molecular function (GO): sterol binding
Source: RefSeq, a predicted model, not a curated record